This is a messenger RNA of Fragaria vesca subsp. vesca, 1158 nucleotides long. RefSeq lists its product as uncharacterized. The coding region runs from base 682 to 1158 and encodes 158 amino acids. Lineage: Eukaryota; Viridiplantae; Streptophyta; Magnoliopsida; Rosales; Rosaceae. The transcript has 2 exons. The record is from RefSeq and is a predicted model, not a curated record.
AUGAUGAAUGUGUUGGUUUCUAUCCAUAGCAAGCUCUCGGUCUCCAAACCCAUACACUAGUUCUCUCAAACCAAAACCAUCCGCCAAACAUAGUCUACAACUAAAAACCCAGAAGCACCUCACCCAUCUCACCUCGACAAACAUACCAACUCCAAAACUUUAACAAAUAUUAGAUACAAAAUUAGUGUUUUUGUUUCUCAUUUCAUGGGUAUCAUUCCCUAUUUGUUCCCUAUGAAAGUAAUCCGAUUUAAUGUUGUAUCUAAUAGACUACUACUGGGUUAAAUGUUCUGAUGUUGAGCUGUUGUGAUACAUUUUGUGUGUUUGUUCUUUGUAUUAUAUAUAAAAGAUUGCUGAAAUCACAACUAUCUGCGGUGUGCUUGGGUUUUCAAUUUCUGACAUUAGGGACUUCUACAAAUACUUUGUUUGAGAAUGAGUUUACUUGGGUGUCUAUAUGUUGGAAUUACAAGAUUGACUCUGUUGAUCUUCCCUUUUCAGAACCCAGUUUGAGAGUGGCCAGCUUGGAAGGAUCCCGUUGGUCAGUUUGUUUUGGAAGGGAACCAAAGGAUGGAUAAGUCAUGGAUGGAGGAAGAUAGAAGAUCGCUAAGUUUCGGUUAGGACUUGAUACAUUUCUUGAGUUUGCGUAAUGCGAGGGACAAAAAUAGUAUAUGCUGCUCUUGCUCAAUGUGCUUUAACAAUGAUGUAUGGUCCAUAAGGGUUCUUAAGGAGCAUAUAUUGUUCAAUGGUAUAGAUGUCAGCUAUAAGCAAUGGAAGCGGCAUGGAGAACCUUCAACUUCUGCCACUAAUGCCUUAGGGGAUUCUGAAACAGUACACAUGAACCCCAAUUUAGGGAUAGAAGGGGGAAACUUAAGGAAAAGGAAGGCUGAAGGGGGGAUCACCUCAUCUAGUUCAUAUGAUGUGCUAACCAUUGCAUCGGAGAAUCCCGAGCAUCAUGGUAGGGUUAAAGGUGUUGGUGGCAAUGUUAAGCCAUCUGCAUAUUUAAACUUGCCAAAACCACAAAGAAAGAGUAUGAAACAAACUGUGAGUUUACCGCUGAAGAAGAUGAUAGAGGAGGAGAUAUAUAGUAUGCUUGCAGAGGACAGAGCGCAAUGGGAGGAGAGGGGUAAAAAACAUGCUGAGGAAAGAGCAAUAUGGACUUAG